Aricia agestis (brown argus) is the source of this 1132-nucleotide messenger RNA. RefSeq names its product syntaxin-7 (gene Syx7). Gene Ontology annotation, cellular component: membrane; endomembrane system; synaptic vesicle. Bases 137 to 922 code for a protein of 261 amino acids. The transcript has 8 exons. Gene Ontology annotation, biological process: vesicle-mediated transport; intracellular protein transport; vesicle fusion. NCBI's taxonomy places the organism in Eukaryota, Metazoa, Arthropoda, Insecta, Lepidoptera, Lycaenidae. Gene Ontology annotation, molecular function: SNAP receptor activity; SNARE binding. The record is from RefSeq and is a predicted model, not a curated record.
CUUUUGAGCUUUACGUGUUUACUGCUAAUUGUGAUUUUCAAUUUUUAGCCGUAAAUAGUAAAUAUCGGUGAAAAACGAAACAUUCCAAAGUAUUUUUAUUAACAAACAAUAUAAUCGUUGCAAAAGCAGAUUCACAAUGGAAUCGUCAUAUCAAGGAGGAGUUUCUUUUGAAGACAACGAUAAUUAUCAGCGAUUAUCGCAGACAAUUACGAGCAAUAUCAAGAAAAUAUCUCAAAAUGUCUCCUCGAUGUCCAAGAUGGUCAAUCAGCUGCAGACCCCGCAGGACUCCCAGGAGCUGCGGAAGCAAUUACGGCAGAUACAGAACUAUACACAGAAGCUGGCCAAGGAUACGUCAUCUAUGAUUAUGGAACUGAUGAAGCUACCAGCUGACAACCCAGCAAACAAAUUGAACCGUGUUAGACUCAGCGACGAGUAUAUGGCUACACUCAACGCAUUCCAGGAAGUCCAAAGGUCCGCUGCUAAGAAGACGAAAGAUGACGUCAAGAAUAUCAAGGGACAACACAUCAACAUUGGCGAUCCGUUUGCAGUUGGUGGCAACAAGGAGCAGCUGGUGGAAAUGGACGAGACGAAUGUGCGUAAGCAGGAACAGAUCAACAUACAGACUGAGCGAGAACUCCAGGAGCUGGAGGAGAGAGAGCAGGAUAUUAGACAGCUGGAGAGUGACAUAAUGGACGUGAAUCAGAUAUUCAAGGAGUUGGGAGCGAUGAUACACGACCAGGGUACAGUGGUUAACUCCAUAGAGUCGAGCGUCGAGUUCGCCUCGCAGAACAUUGAGGCCGGCACGCACGAGUUGAGCCACGCUGCUAAUUACAAGAACAAGCUAAGGAAGAAGAAAGUUUACCUAGCCAUCAUAUUGAUCAUAGUUAUAUCAAUAAUUCUGAUCAUUAUAUUCCGUUCCUAAAAUAUUUGUCUUACAUUGUCAGAGAACCUAGUUUAUAAGCAAUGUUCUCAUAAUUAACAAUCCUACAAGGCUGCAUUUUCGUGUGGUCGAAAUUAAAACUAAUUUUUCCAUCUCGUAAAGUAUGACAUGCAUGGCUUCACUCCUGUCAAAGUCAGCCAACGAUCAUUAUCCUUGUUGUUUAAAAAAAUACGCUGCAAAUUUUAAUGACAG